This is a messenger RNA of Salvelinus namaycush (lake trout), 4735 nucleotides long. RefSeq names its product GRB2-associated binding protein 1 (gene gab1). Lineage: Eukaryota; Metazoa; Chordata; Actinopteri; Salmoniformes; Salmonidae. The coding region runs from base 482 to 2758 and encodes 758 amino acids. The transcript has 13 exons. The record is from RefSeq and is a predicted model, not a curated record.
AGUUCAGGGAAAACACAGAGCUGCCGAUCUGUCAAUCAUAAUUAGCAAACACAGGGAGUGAAACUGGGAGGAAGGUCGGUGAAACGCUACGUUUUUGGGUGAAAAGGCAUUGUACUUUCCGUGAAACAAUUAUGCGUCGGAAAGGAGGGGAAAAUAAGUAUCCUAGUGUGCUUAAAAAUAUUUGUUCUACUUUGGAAGGAAUUGCAUAAAAGCGCGUUCACUGAAAGCCAAACUCGGCGAGUUUCACUUGCAAGCAACUAUUCUGCUUGGAGUACGAAACAUAUCCCGAAGAAGGUAACCACGGACGCACGACACUUUGGGAUUUAAUUUGGCUAUUUAACACACUUCUUGACAAAAGUGGUUGAUACAUUUCAGAGGACUGUCUUAAAGUCGCUGUUGGUGACUCGCAGCGCAGACUAGGAGGUUCACUCAAAACAAUCUCGGCCCAAACAUCCAGACGGCGAGGAAGAAAGGAGGAAAGAUGAGCGGGGGAGAUGUGGUAUGCUCGGGCUGGUUAAGAAAAUCUCCUCCAGAAAAAAAGUUGAGACGUUACGCAUGGAAGAAGCGGUGGUUUGUUCUCCGCAGCGGCCGUCUCUCGGGCGACCCAGACGUGCUGGAGUACUACAAGAAUGAUCAUGCCAAGAAGCCCAUCCGCGUGAUCGACCUCAACCUGUGUGAACAGGUGGACGCAGGGCUCACGUUCAACAAGAAGGACCUGGAGCACAGCUUCAUCUUCGACAUCAAGACCAUCGACCGCGUCUUCUACCUGGUGGCCGACACGGAGGACGACAUGAACAAGUGGGUCCGCUACAUCUGUGACAUCUGCGGCUUCAACCCCACGGACGACGAAGCGGCAAAGGCUGCCCAUCAGGCGGCCAGCGGUGGCUCUGUGGUGGACACACCCCCUCACCCUGGCCUGGGGGGUCCUCCAGCCAUGCUGACCAACGUGCCCCCUCCCUACCAGCCGGUCAGCGUGCGCCACCUGGACUCAGAGUCCAGCCUGGACGAACCCCAGGACUACCUGUGGCUGGUCAACUGUGAGAGCAAGAAGCCAGAGCCCAACAGAGCCCACGCCGAGUGUUCCAAGUCGACCUCGUCGGAGACGGACCUGAAUGACAACGUCCCCGCCCACCGCACGCCAACCUCCACUAGCUCCUCCUCUAAGCACGCCAACGGCUUCUUCUCCUCUGUCCUGCCCCCUCACCCCUCCUCCGCCUCCUCCAUCUAUGACUCUCCGCCUUCCCGCGGAGGCGACCUCUCCUCCAGCCUCUACCACCUCCCCCGCUCCUACUCCCAGGACACUGUGCUCCUUCCCAAGUCGGCCUCCGCCUCCUCGCCCCCCGUCCCGGUCGACGGCGACGCCCCGGAGCUCUACGUCUUCAACGCGCCCUCGCGGAAGCCCUCCGUGGAGACUCAGAUGAGGAACCUGUCGGUUAGCUACGAUAUUCCUCCCACACCAGGCAGUAACUGUACCUAUCAGGUGCCUCGAGGUCCAGCGAGUGGUGGGUCUGAGGGUGGGGAUGGGAUGCCUCCGCCCCGGCCCCCCAAGCCUUCCCUGACCCCGGGGCACCCGCCGCCCCCCGCGGAGCGCUCGCCCACGGACACGUACUGCGUGCCGCGCUCCAUGUCGGAGACGGACGGGAACUACUGCGUGCCCACCAGCGCCGGGAACAAGGCCCUGAGGAGCAACACCAUCGGCACCAUGGACACAUCACGCCUCAGGAAAGAUGUGGGCUCCCAGGACUGUUACGAUAUCCCUAGGACGUUUCCCUCUGACAAGAGCUGCUCGUUUGACUUCAACGAAAGCUUCAACAGCUACUUGCCUGCCUGUCUCUCUGCCCCCCCUCCACUCCAGAAAAACAAAGGCAUGAUGCCAGUGGGCAGCCAGUCCAUGGAGGAAGUUGACCAGAACUACGUACCCAUGAACGCCAACUCUCCGUCCCACCACCGCUCCGGCAGCCUGUCGGGCUGUGAACCCAUCAUGGAACCCAACUAUGUCCCCAUGACCCCGGGCCCGGGCACCUUAGAGUUCUCCCUGGGCAAGCAGGUUCCCCCGCCGGCCCACAUGGGGUUUCGCUCAAGCCCCAAUACCCCACCCCGCAGGCCCAUGCUCAUCAGCGAUUGUCAGCCCCCGCCCGUGGACCGCAACCUCAAACCGGACCGCAAAGGUCAGAGUCCUAAAAUAAUAAGAGCAAAGGGGGUUGGUUUAGAGCGAACCGACUCUCAGACCGUAGGGGAGUUCCCAAGACGACGCAAGGCCAAGCCCGCCCCUUUGGAGAUCAAGCCCCUACCUGAGUGGGAGGAGUCAUCGGCGCCCGUCCGUUCGCCUGUCACCAGGUCUUUUGCUCGGGAUCCCUCCAGGUUCCCCAUGCCCCCCAGGCCUCCCUCGGUGCAUAGCACCGCCUCCAGCACCGACUCCGAGGACUGUGAUGAGAAUUAUGUAGCCAUGGUCUCUAAGGCAGACGAACUAAACAUGAAGCUGGGUGUGUCCAUGACGGCGGACGGGGGGAGCAGCCCAAUGGUGAAGCCCAAGGGAGACAAGCAGGUGGAGUACCUGGACCUAGACCUGGACCCCAGCAAGUCUACCCCACCACGGAAGAAGAAGAGUAAUGGGAUUGGUCUGGCGGUGUCAGAUGAGCGGGUGGACUACGUGGUGGUGGACCAGCAGCGGACGCAGGCCCUCAAGAGCACCCGGGAGGCCUGGAACGACGGACGCCAGUCCACAGAGACAGACACCUCCACCAAAGGGCCCAAGUGACCCCCAGCUCACCCAGCUACAGCCCCACGCUGCUGGGCCGCAGACAUUACUCCAAGCCCAGGCUCGGGCCCCGGCCUUCACCACCUCCACUUCCUCCAGACUCCUAGUGCCGAAGUGAAGGGGGGCCGGCAGACCUCCAGGGCCACUGAACUGUCUUUAGUUUACACUGCCAUCAGAACAGCGACAGCACAGCGCCCCUCUGUGGCAGACAGGUGGUAUGUGCCAGGAAUAAGCUGAAUGCAGUAUGGAUGCAAGUAGGUUUGAUUGAUGCAGUCUUCACCUGCCUGAUAUGGGGACUCUGUAAAGACAUUACCACAUCCACAAAGACUUGGAGUCUGGAACACUUACUGCCACUUAUGGUGGAUUUCAGUUGACAUUUUUCCUCUAGUUGGUUGGAGAAUGACCAGGAGAAGACUUAAAGACAUUUCCUUUAUGAUUAAAUCACAACACUGUGGGACACUGUCUGGAGUCUGUUUUGGGGGAGAAUGAGUCAUCUCUCUUUCAAAAUGCUUAGUGUCUACUUAAUACUUUACUGCCAAGGUUGCCUAGUUUUGCUGGUAGGAAAUUGGGCCAUUUUUCUCUUGUACAGGUCUAAUAUUAUCCAAAACAUUGUAAGAGAGAGAACCAGGUUUUCUUAGUGAAAGACUUGUUGUGAAUGCAAGAAAAUAGAAUACAAGUAAGUUUUUCUGAAAGGCAACUGACCAAGUGCUCAAUCAAAGGUUUGGAUUCACUGAAACAACGUCAUUUAAUCGACUGAGAAAUGAUUCAAAUCCUCGUUUAGUUUUUAGUGGAAGAGGAAAUGGCUUGACAUUUGCAAAACAAAAAGACUGUACAAAGUGUUAUGUAUAUAAACAGAAAGUGUCCUUUAUUCAACACUAUAUACGGUGUGUGGUAAUUCUGCAGGGUGGAAUUCUAUACGCCUCUCCGAGAUGGUAUCGGGACAUGUGAUAUGAAAUGACAGAAUCAACUGUGACCGCUUUUAACGGGAAGCUCCCCGACACUUUCUGUGAGUUAUGCAAAGGUGUCAGACGUAGGUUUAUAGAAGAGAGAAAUCAGGUACUCAUUCAAAUACUAAUAACAGCUAUUUCCAUUUCUAAUUUAUUUUGAGUUAUCUCAACGAUAGAUGUCCAAGUAAUAAUCUAUAAACCAACAGAUUUGAUGCUAUAGAGCAAAGUGCUGUUGAAAAUGCCUUCUCAACGAGCGCCAGUCAAUUUGUUUCAGGAGUUUAUUAUUGUGAUGGUGUGUCGAUUUCAUUUAUCUCUCUUAGGUUUUAAUUUAUUUCAAGAGGAUUUACACACACACACACACACCUUCUGGGAUCUGAUGUAUGUAUGUAUGCCUUACGAUCUACUUUACUUGAUAUGUCUUUGUAAAUAGUGAGAAUUUGAUGUUUUACCUAAAAAGAAAAUACUUAAGAAUCGUAGUGUUUUUUUCAUGACGACUAUUGGCUUUACUAACUUUCCAGGGACCCUAUUCACAGUGUUUGAGUAUGAGUGCAGACGCCGGUUUCCCAAAAGCAUCUUAAGGCUAAAUUCAUUGUUAGAACCAUAGGAUCCUACGGUUCUAAUGAUGGGAACCUGGCCCUGGUUUAGGAUCAGGUCUCCACUGUUCAUGUAAUCUUAGUCAUUGUAAAAGGCAAAACAACUGAUUCUAGAUCAGCACACUUACACUGAGAUGCUUCAUGAACACAGGCCCAUUUCUCUCAAGUCCUAAGCAUGUUUUACCAGGAGAAUUAGUCUUUGCUGUAUAUAUUUGCACCAACUAUUCCAGCAUGUAUCAUUUGAAUUGAAAAACUGUGCCUGUACUGUCAUUUCCAUACUACUUCAUUCUCACCAUCCCAUUGCAGCUUUGUCUGUCUCGAGACCAACUGCAAAACGUUGAUGCUUUUAUCUUUUUUUGAAUGAAUCAAAAGAGAAACAUUUCCAUUUGAAAGUAAACUAAAUAAAAACAACCUUUUGAGUCUGUUUGUCACCUACA